AUGUCUCCUCCAGAGCCUCGGUUUCAUCCCGCCCGAUUAAGAUCAUGUACCUACCGCUGGUUCCGACAGCUGUUCCGGCCGCGUUAUCAGCGCCAUCCCCGCCAGCAGCAGCAACCUGUGCUCCAACAAGCUCAACUCGUGCCUCGAUGCAUGAGACUAGCACCCAUGUUGUUCUUGCAGACACCCCCAACAGCAAUGCGAUGUCAUCGUUGUCCUUUAUUAAUGCCUCAGUCAAGAGCAAGCCUGCCAUUUGCAUCGCCCGAUUCCACCACCAUCCACACCGCAACCAUCCCCAUUGCCAGGGUCGAGAAUGCAAACUCGUCCUGGAGUCAACAACUGCAGCUCAGACUGCCAUCCAAUAUCGGACUCAUCCCGUCCAUCAACCGUGCGAUCACCCCGCUGCUCAAAGUCGACUAUCACAUCCUCAUCUCAAUACCCAUCCCUCAACGCAACAACUGCGGCAAUAGUCUGGUUAGUCGUCUAACAUCUGGUUCCCGAAAGCGAUCACCUCUGGAUCUUGCAGUCUUCAAUGCCUCAUCCUCCUCACCUUCAACCGAAGCCCUACUGCAAGGCUCUACUCAUCAGCCUCAGCAUUCGGAACACUCCCUGGGCGGUCUGACAUGGACUCCUACGCCGACUGCUAUUCAGCUUGGGCCAAUUCCUAUUGUCAUUGGCACCAUCCCUUCGAACACAUGUCACAAAAAGUUCAAGUGGCCGAUCCCCAAUUACCUAGGGGUGUCAGACCGGCCGACGUUUGUCCGAGACCGGUUUGAGGAGGAGAUGAUGCAGCAUCUGUCGAGCCUCGAGAGUUUGAUGAUGGAAGACGAUGACGAUAUCGAUAUUGACAGCAUGUCGUGGGGCUUUGAUGAAGAGUACACAUACGAGCCCGGGACUAAGCACGCCGCCUCCUUCUCCGCCUCAGUUGCCCUUGGCAAUGGUAGACGAUGGUUUGAGGAUGCAUCCGCUUCGAGAUACAUCGGUACUUUUGCAGAGCAGGCUAGAAAGCAAGGUGUAUGGUCGAUUGUGAUGCCCUAG
Molecule: messenger RNA, 1035 nt
Organism: Gamsiella multidivaricata
Lineage: Eukaryota; Fungi; Mortierellomycota; Mortierellomycetes; Mortierellales; Mortierellaceae
Exons: 3
Coding region: 1-1035 (344 amino acids)
Source: RefSeq, a predicted model, not a curated record